This is a messenger RNA of Talpa occidentalis (Iberian mole), 3587 nucleotides long. It is a transcript of the gene ZNF783, whose product is annotated as zinc finger protein 783. The transcript has 7 exons. NCBI's taxonomy places the organism in Eukaryota, Metazoa, Chordata, Mammalia, Eulipotyphla, Talpidae. Gene Ontology annotation, biological process: regulation of DNA-templated transcription. Bases 7 to 1749 code for a protein of 580 amino acids. The record is from RefSeq and is a predicted model, not a curated record.
CGCAGCAUGGCCGCCGCGCCGCCCGCCCCGGCUGUGGACAGGGACAAGCAAACAGAGGAUGGGAGGCCUUCCACACCCUCCCCCUCCCCCCAGCCGGCUGCUGAGAAGAGCUCCUACCUCUACUCCACGGAGAUCACGCUGUGGACGGUGGUGGCUGCCAUUCAGGCCUUGGAGAAGAAGGUGGACUCCUGCCUGGCCCGCGUGCUGACUCUGGAGGGGCGGGCGGGCACGGCCGAGAAGAAGCUGGCCGACUGCGAGAAGACGGCCGUGGAGUUCGGGAACCAGCUGGAGGGCAAGUGGGCCGUGCUGGGGACGCUGCUGCAGGAGUACGGGCUGCUGCAGCGCCGGCUGGAGAACAUGGAGAACCUGCUGAGGAACAGGAACUUCUGGAUCCUGCGGCUGCCCCCCGGCAGCAAGGGGGAGACCCCCAAGGUGCCCGUAACCUUUGACGACGUGGCCGUGUAUUUCUCAGAGCUGGAGUGGGGCAAGCUGGACGAGUGGCAGAAGGAGCUCUACAAGCACGUGAUGCGGGGCAACUACGAGACGCUGGUCUCCCUGGAUUAUGCCAUCUCCAAACCAGAUAUCCUUGCGCGCAUGGAGCGCGGAGAGGAGCCUUGUCCCAAAGGCCCAUGGGGCCUGGAGGAGGGGAGUGCGAGAGCGGCAGCAGGCCCACGGAGGCCGGACCCUGGCCUCCCUCCAGACCUAGAGCACACCCCGAGCCCGGUCAGCGCCGCCCAGGAGGAGCCACGAGAAGGCCAGGCUCCCCAGCGCCCGCCAGACUCGGAGUCGGGAGUCGUCCCGGCUGGGCCCAGCACUGGGCCUGCAGCCAGGGCUGGCGCUUUGUCCUCCAUCAAGCAGGAGGAAGACUCUUCAGAUGGGGAGCUGGCAAUCUUCCCUCCCAGGGACCUGGGGCCAGGCGGAGGUGCGGUGGCGAUCAAGGCAGAGGUGUCCUCUGAGGAUGAGAUGAUGCCGGAGCAGCUCCUCCUGGGGGCAUCCCCCAGCCAGCCCCCGCGCAGAAUUCCCAAAGGGCCCCAGAGCAAGACGGGGGCACCCAGCCGGCUUCACACCUCCGGCAUGCCAAGGGUGCGAGCAGGGAGCCCUCGGGCUGCAGGAGCUCUGGGGGAGCCGCCCCGCGUCCUCCCUCGCCGGCGGGAGCGGACCUUCCCUUGUCCUGACUGUGGGCAGAGCUUCCGACUCAAGAUCAACCUGACCAUCCACCAGCGGACUCACGCGGAGGAGCAGCCCCAGGCCGCCCAGGCCAGCUCGCCCCCAGGCUGGGAGGAAGCCCACUCCACACUGGAGCCAGGAGAGGUGGUGGUGCCCGGCCCGGUCAUCCGCUGGCUGCCAGAGGAGCCUGAGGGCCGCCGCUCGCUGGCAGGCCGGGCCUUCGGGGGGCGGCGGCCAGUGGCCACCAAAGUAUACCACUGCAGCGAGUGCCUACGCUUCUUCCAGCAGCGCAAGAGCCUGCUGCUGCACCAGCGCCUGCACACCGGCAACAGCCAGGGCUGGCCCUCCUGUCCCUACUGCGGCAAGGCGUUCCGCCGGCCCUCGGACCUCUUCCGCCACCAGCGCAUCCACACGGGCGAGCGGCCCUACCAGUGCCCCCAGUGCGGCCGGGCCUUCAACCGGAACCACCACCUGGCCAUGCACAUGCAGACUCACGCCCGCGGACAGUCCGGACGGCCCUGCCCUGUGUCGGCCCACAUGGGGAGCCCCACCCGGCGACCCAGCCGCCUGGAGGAGGGCUAGCCAGGCAGGACCUGGGGGGAAGUGGGGGCCCUAAGUGGGCCUCUCCUUGUGCCUGAUGCUGGCUCCUGUUUGGAGAUGGCUUUGGAGAGGGAGUUUUGUUUUGCUUUGUUUUUUAGAUUUAUUUAUUUAUACAAGAACUGGGGUAUAGGCCAGAUGUGCGGGAGGGUGAGAGAAUUCACCAGAGACAGAGUGGGGAGCAGAACAGGCAGAUGGACCAAAGACACUGCUGAGGGGAGCAGUGGGCGAGACAAGAGAGGUCUGCCGCACCCUGUGGGAAUCUUCCCCAGCUGGCCGGGAAUCGAACCGGUGCUGCAGAGGCCCAGACGGCUUCACAGCACCGCGCUCAACCUGCUGCGCCACCUGGGAGGCCCUUGUUUUUUAAUUCACAUGGGAGCAGCGGCCCUUUCUGUGUGACCGGACGCCUCAGGGCCUCAGGGCCAGUAUGUGUUACUCUGCUGCCGCUUUACAUUCCCGAUUAUAGAGGACCCCUGAAGGCUUAAGGGAUGCCGGGUUUUGGAGGGGCCCUUUGGAGGGUACCUGGGACAGACCCUUUGCUGGGUGAGUGGAUCAGAGACAGUGGCCCUUCCAGUAGGGGACAAUGGCGGCACAGAGGGCCCGGGCUCUGACAACAUGGAGGGCUCCCCCCUGGAAGCCUGGGGAUCAGCAGUGAUGGGCACUGGAAAGUUGAGUUUUCUACUUUUUAUUUUGGAGCUUUUCUUUCUCAUGAAGUUUUUCUAGUGCUCUGUUAGUGUGGUAGUGGUUGCGAAGGGGACCAGGAGCCACCUCCUGUGUGGGGGGAGGGCAGAGGGGCCACCCAGGGCAGCCUGGGUGGUGAUGGGGUGUCUUGGCCGUGCCCAGGAAGUCAGGGGCCCUCCCAGGUGUGUGUGCUCGGCCCAGAGUGACUCCUGGUAGCCUGGAUUUCCGCCAGGAGCUGUUCACGCCAUAUUGAUGGCCAGUUGAGGGUGAAAAUGAGGACGACUCUUCCCUGACAUCUCAGUGUUCCGUGUGUACACCCCUCAGAUCGGCCCCCAUGGGGCAUCCUGGGUGGGGGUGCGGUGGGGGGUGCAGAACAAGCCUAGCAGGUACCUUCCCCAGGAGAGAUCCUGGCCCCUUGUGAGGCUGAUCUGUCACAUCACAGGGGGAGGCUGUCCCUGAGAACUUGGGGUGCUGUGGUGUUGAGCCAGGAGCGCUCCUUCCUUUCCUGUCAGAGGGGACGGGGGAAAUGACCACAGUGCUUUCUGCUUCACCUUAGGGUUGUCAGGCCCGGGGACAAGUAGGAAGCCUGGUUUUCCCUUCCAGAAGUUCAGCACCCCUUUCUCUCCCAUGUCGAUCACCAGCCCUUCCCUCUGGCUGGAACCCCAGGAAGGAAUCCCUGUGUAUGGAGUGAGCGGCAGGGCUGCUGGGCGCAGAGGGAGCCCCCUCCCCAGUGGGUGACUGCCAGGAGGAGCUCCCCUCACUCCCCGCCUUGUGGAGAAUCCGUCCCACACCUGCUGCUUGGGCCUCGAGUCACCCCUUAGGGUGCCAUCUUCACACCAGCUCUGCGGGUGGGUGACCGGAGCUCUGCUGAUCAGUGCCUUACUUGUCUGGCCUAGUGUGAGGUGGCCGGUGCCCGCCUGCGCCCGGGGCCCUGGCUGUGCCACUCUGCCCUUUCUGAACUCACCCCCCCCAGAGUCAGGGGCAGCGAGUAUAAAGUCAGGCCCGGCCAGCACCCCCAUGGGGAAGGAGAGUGUCCCCGUCCCUUGCUGUGAGUCUGCUGGUCAGCUCUGGCGCCCCCCACCCCCCAGGGGCCCCACGAGUCAGGUCUGGGCCGGGAGCAAGUGCUCGGAGGGGACCUGGCG